AUGCGGGCCGGGGCUCAGCGCUUCCAGGGGCACUCGGGCGACCUGUCCGAGGAGAUGGUUGCGGCUCUCGAGGCCAAGGUCGCGGAAGUGGACGGCGACGGCGGCGGCUCGAUCACCGAGGACGUACUCGCGAGGCUUCGCGGCGCGAGGCCUUUUGCCGACUUCCCUGGCGACUCGCCGAAGGGAACUGCCCAGAAGAGCCCGCCUCGCGCUCCUCGUGUGCACGCGGUGCCAAUGGCCGUGGCACCUCCGCCACCGGCCGAGGAGUUCGCUGCCAUGAUGGAGACUGCCGGUCACCACCUCUUUGAGCUCCCAGCGGCACCGUCGCUGCUGCCGCCGCUGCUGCAGUGCCAGGGCACCCCGCGCGCCACGUGGGGUUGGGCCCAGAUCGCGUCGACCACAGGGUCGUUGGCCAGCGUGACCUCCGAGGUGCACGGGGCGCGAGUGCAGACAGGUUGCAAGGCCCACAGUAAGGGAGCGCGGGUUUUGAAGUGCUGA
Messenger RNA from Prorocentrum cordatum, 498 nucleotides. NCBI's taxonomy places the organism in Eukaryota, Dinophyceae, Prorocentrales, Prorocentraceae. The record is from the annotation of a GenBank genome assembly.